CCUUCAGGGCCUGGUUUUUGAAUCUCAAUCUCUUUUCCUUCUACUGACCUCAUUUUACUAUUUUGCCCUUCACCAUGUUCCAUUAAAACCGCUUGGGUUCAGUUUCACCGAACUCUUUCUUCGUUCCUUUUGAUCCAUCUGUACCAAAACAAUCAGAUUAGUUUUCUUUUCUUCUCGUUCGGUUGUGUAAAGAUGUUCGCGACGGGUUUGUCAUUCACGCGCCAUUGCGGUGACGAUCGGUUUUACAAUUCGGUGAAAGCGCGUAGAGCACAGCAGAAUUCGACGAACGAGCAACUCCGUAGAGCUAAGAGCGACGUGACACCGAGUCAGUCUUCGGUAAAGCAAUCGCAGGAGGUGGUGGUGGUUAGAGAGCCGGAGAACCGUACCGGUUUAAACGAUGUAAGCAAAAUAGUUGCGGAACCGGCAUUUGAACCGGUUUUGAGUAACUUGGAACGGUUUUUGGAGGCGAUCACGCCGUCUGUGCCGGCGCAGUAUCCGUCUAAGACUACGAUGUCGAUGAGGGGGAGGACGACGCGUGACAUGGAGUAUCGGCCAUACUUUGUGCUUGGUGAUUUGUGGGAGUCGUUUUGGGAGUGGAGUGUUUAUGGAGCAGGGGUUCCACUGGUUUUAAACAACAGUGAUUGUGUCGUUCAGUAUUAUGUGCCGUAUUUGUCUGGUAUUCAAAUAUACGUUGAUUCUACGAGUUCAUCAGUGGUGAAGUCUAGGCGAUUAGGUGAGGAUAGUGACUCUGAUUUUAGGGACUCAAGUAGUGAUGGUAGCAGUGACUGUGAACUUGAAAGAGGACCAAAAUACUCAAGGGAGCAAUGGAGCCAUCAUUGUAUAGAAACUGAGAUUAGGAUGGAUCCAUUGUCUUUGAGAGAUCAGCAUAAUGUUCAGGAAGACUUGUCUAGUGAUGAGGGUGAAGCUACAAACUCUCAAGGUCGUUUGAUAUUUGAAUAUUUUGAACGGGAUGCUCCUUAUAGCCGGGAACCUUUAGCUAACAAGAUAUCAGUUCUUGCCUCCCAUUUCCCUAAGCUGAAAACACUGAGAAGUUGUGAUUUGCUGAAUUCCAGUUGGAUUUCUGUAGCCUGGUAUCCAAUCUACAGAAUUCCAACAGGACCAACAUUAAAAGAUCUGGAUGCAUGUUUUUUGACGUAUCAUUCUCUUCACACACCAGUGGGAGUUCCAGAAAGUGCAAAAGCUCCAGCUAAUACAUAUCCCAAUGAGAUUGGUGGUGUUCCUAUGAUGUCUUUACGUGUUUUUGGUCUUGCAUCAUACAAGUUCAAGGGAUCUGUAUGGACCCCUAAUGGGGGAUGUGAGCGCCAAAUGGCAAAUUCCCUUCAGCAGGAUGCUGAUAAUUGGUUAAGAGGGCUUCAAGUUGAUCACCCAGAUUUUGUAUUUUUCUGCAGCAGGUGAUACUGGGAUAUCACUGCAAUUAUAAUGCUGCAACAACUGUAUCCUCUUGUGAAGAGGUUCCUGUGAGUUGAAAUCACCUUAAAUUGUUGUAGUUUUAGGAUCACAUUUGAGUUUGGGGUGAUAUAUCCUAUCAGUCAUUAAUUACUUGAAUGAAAAAAAGAGGAAAAAAAAAAAGAGAGAGAGAGAGAUUAACAAAGAAUGCAUAAAACAGUAUGAACACUUUGGAAUGGAAGGAGAUCAACUGCUAGAAGUCUCAAGUUAAUAGUUUAGAGAAGGUUCUGAAGUUCUGAGCUAAUAAACGAGACAAAGCUGCAGUUCGGCUUGCUAUGUCAGCACAAACAAGUUUCUUUAUUUAUUUUCUUUUUUAUACCUAUAUCUAUAUCCAUCUCCAUAUCCAUAUCAAUGAAUGCUAUGUUCUUAAGAGAACAGGCUCUUUUUUUGGCCCUGACAAUUAGGAUGUAAUACUUUAUUUAACAUCGUUUUAAGGGGAUUUUGAUAUUUUGAUAGGGAGGUUGCGUUAAGCGUGAAGUUUGAGCAACCCCAGAUUUGUACUAGCUACUAACUGGUAAAAGUCUUAUGUUUUGUCAACCCCAUCUGAAGAACAGUGUGUUCAAAGAAAUACUUUUAUUUAUAUUAAUUGAUGAUUUAGGUUAGCUA
Mangifera indica (mango) is the source of this 2073-nucleotide messenger RNA. RefSeq lists its product as uncharacterized. The transcript is spliced from 6 exons. The coding region runs from base 193 to 1416 and encodes 407 amino acids. NCBI's taxonomy places the organism in Eukaryota, Viridiplantae, Streptophyta, Magnoliopsida, Sapindales, Anacardiaceae. The record is from RefSeq and is a predicted model, not a curated record.